UGUAAAUUAUCUUCAACGUUGCCUGAGUAGUUUUCAUAAUUAAAUAAUGAACGUUGAAUUAGAUAUCUAUAGUAAUUUAGUAGCUGCCUAAAAAUUAAUGAAAGAACAAGUAGCUAGGGUUACUAAAUUUGGAGCUUAUGUGUACGAGGAUGGCACGAAAUACAUAGGAGAUUGGAACGAUCGAGGUCGAAAACAUGGCUUGGGUCACGUCCAAUUAAAAGAUAACACACGUUAUGAAGGAGGAUUCAGCAAUGGACUUUGCUCGGGUCUCGGAGUUCUCCAGUAUCCGGAUGGAGCAAGAUACGAAGGAGAAUUUAUGGAAGGAUGGUUUCAUGGUCACGGGAUGUUUUGGAGGGCUGAUGGCAUGAAGUACGAAGGACAAUUUCGAGGUGGUCGUAUUUGGGGACUAGGUUUAGUAACAUUUAAGGACGGAUCCCAUGGACUCCCGAGACACGAAGGAUUUUUCAAAGAUUGCAAAUUUCUACAAAAGAAAAAAUGUCCUGCGGUCGUUACAGAUGCACAACGAGCAGCAUUGAUGGCAAGAAUACAAACUGAACAAACAUAAUUUUUUAAUAAAAUUAUCUACUCACAAUGUAAAGAAUAAAAAUAAAUAUAUCUUGCAAAA
Acyrthosiphon pisum (pea aphid) is the source of this 625-nucleotide messenger RNA. RefSeq names its product MORN repeat-containing protein retinophilin. Gene Ontology annotation, biological process: response to axon injury. The coding region runs from base 98 to 565 and encodes 155 amino acids. Gene Ontology annotation, cellular component: cell projection. The transcript is spliced from 4 exons. Lineage: Eukaryota; Metazoa; Arthropoda; Insecta; Hemiptera; Aphididae. The record is from RefSeq and is a predicted model, not a curated record.